Molecule: messenger RNA, 2009 nt
Organism: Cyprinodon variegatus (sheepshead minnow)
Lineage: Eukaryota; Metazoa; Chordata; Actinopteri; Cyprinodontiformes; Cyprinodontidae
Gene: vps26b
Product: VPS26 retromer complex component B
Exons: 6
Coding region: 514-1515 (333 amino acids)
Biological process (GO): intracellular protein transport; retrograde transport, endosome to Golgi
Cellular component (GO): retromer complex; endosome
Source: RefSeq, a predicted model, not a curated record
GUAGUCCAAACAGCGCAAGUAGCCUGAGCUAACAUUACUGCUUGUUGGUUUGACAACAUCCUCUGUCUUAUCUGUCAGAGCACAAACAUGUAAGAGUCAAUUCCGUUUCGACAAUUGAGUUCACCGAAGACUCUUCGCUGAAGGCAGUUAAAUGGUUGCAGUGAGUCCGACAUAAAAGAAGAGAAAAAAACGGAAACGGCUAAUUUGCUAACAGACAUAUUCAUGUGCGUUUGGGUUUAACCGUCAUAGUGCUAGUUCGUCGCCAGUAUGGACCUGUAGCUAGUUUCCUUUUGUAAAAUAUUUGUUCGUUUUUCAUGACUAAGUGCUUAUUUGGGUCUUAAAAAAGGGGAAGUGAGCUUACUCACCCUGUAAGGCCUUAUGUGUGUUUGUUUUCUGGUUUGAAACACCGUUGAAAGGAGGGGGGACCUUUUUUUUUCCACUUUAGCUUGCUAACAAGUCAGUAGGCUACGAUAACUUUCAUGAGAUAAGAGUUGGCGCAAUCCUGCCGUUAUAAUGAGUUUCUUUAGUUUUGGACAAAGUGCAGAAAUCGAUGUUGUCCUGAAUGACGCCGAAACGAGGAAGAAGGUUGAACACAAGACUGAAGAUGGGAAGAAAGACAAAUACUUUCUUUUCUACGACGGUGAGACAGUCAGCGGAAAGGUGAACGUGACGCUGAAGAACCCCGGGAAGAGGCUGGAGCAUCACGGCAUCAAAAUUGAAUUUGUCGGCCAAAUAGAGCUGUAUUAUGAUCGAGGGAACCAUCAUGAAUUUGUUUCCUUGGUGAAAGAUCUUGCAAGACCCGGUGAAAUCACCCAAUCACAGACCUUUGACUUUGAGUUCACUCAUGUUGAAAAACCGUACGAGUCUUAUACUGGCCAGAAUGUCAAGUUAAGGUACUUCCUUCGUGCCACAGUGAUAAGAAGAUUAAAUGACAUAAGUAAGGAAAUGGACAUUGUGGUCCACACACUGAGCACCUACCCUGAACUCAACUCCUCCAUCAAGAUGGAAGUCGGAAUCGAGGACUGUCUCCAUAUUGAGUUUGAGUACAACAAGUCCAAAUACCAUCUGAAAGAUGUGAUUGUGGGAAAAAUCUAUUUCCUGCUGGUGAGGAUUAAAAUAAAGCACAUGGAGAUUGACAUCAUAAAACGAGAGACGACUGGCACGGGCCCGAGCGUCUACCAUGAAAACGAUACUAUAGCAAAGUAUGAGAUAAUGGAUGGAGCGCCGGUUAGAGGGGAAUCUAUUCCUAUCCGAUUAUUUCUGGCUGGUUACGAUCUGACUCCAACCAUGAGAGACAUCAACAAAAAGUUCUCUGUGCGUUACUACCUGAAUUUGGUAUUGAUCGAUGAGGAGGAAAGACGCUACUUCAAACAGCAGGAAAUCACACUGUGGAGGAAAGGAGACGUGGUGAGGAAAAGCAUGUCCCAUCAAGCCGCCAUCGCCUCUCAGAGGUUCGAGGGUUCGGCCGCUUCAGAGAGCGCCCUAGAACAGGCUGCCAAGGAGGAGAGCGGGUAGAAAAACCGGCGCCCUCCUCACAGAUCGCCGGUAUCUGCACCAGGCAGAUGACCACCUGACAACUGUGCAAACAUCUGGCGAGACAGCUGUGUUACAAGUAGCCGUGCUGGUAAAGCGAGUAAUAAAGGGAGGAAAAAAAAACGUGCAGCACACUAAUACCGUGUGUGAACUAUAAAACAGUUUGCAUGAGGCGUUCAGGGUUGCUUCAGGCUCCUUCCUCACACAUGCUUUUUGUUAUUUUACUGUACAGGAAUCCAACUAAUCACCUGUCGCAUUGUCUGCUGUGUAAGAUCACAUUCAUUACUUUCUAAUACUUUUUGGAUACAUACAUUUUCUUUUGCUUUAUUGUUUAAAAAGAAUGUUCAUCCAAGUGAAUCUCUGACAUUCCACGUUGAAUGAAUGAAUUCCUACAAGGUCUAAGAAAAAAAAAAAACUAAAAAAACAGAAUCUACUUUGCACUGCUUGAUCUCUCUAAACACCUUUUUCUUUUUGCA